UACUUUUCUGUAUCUCAAGUUCCUGGUAGUGUGGGCCCUAGUACUAUUGGCAGAUUUUGUCCUGGAGUUCAGAUUUGAGUAUCUGUGGCCAUUCUGGCUCUUCAUCAGGAGUGUUUACGAUUCCUUCAGAUACCAGGGUUUGGCCUUUUCAGUAUUUUUUGUUUGUGUAGCAUUCACAUCAAAUAUAAUAUGUCUGCUCUUCAUACCAAUACAAUGGCUGUUUUUUGCUGCCAGCACGUAUGUUUGGGUACAGUAUGUCUGGCACACAGAGAGGGGUGUGUGCUUACCAACAGUAUCAUUGUGGAUACUUUUUGUUUAUAUUGAAGCAGCCAUUAGAUUUAAAGAUUUAAAAAACUUCCAUGUAGACCUUUGUCGUCCAUUUGCAGCACACUGUAUUGGCUACCCUGUUGUGACUUUGGGCUUUGGCUUUAAAAGUUACGUCAGCUACAAAAUGCGUUUAAGAAAACAAAAAGAAGUGCAGAAAGAGAAUGAGUUCUACAUGCAGCUUCUCCAGCAAGCUCUGCCCCCAGAGCAGCAGAUGCUACAAAGGCAAGAGAGGGAGGCAGAGGAAGCCAAAGGAUUGUCUGAUAUAGAUUCCUCAAUACUUCUGCAGCACAAUGGAGGCAUUCCAGCCAAUAAAAAAUUAUCUGCAACAUUGCCAGAGCUAGAAUAUAGAGAAAAAGGGAAAGAAAAGGACAAGGAUGCUAAAAAACACAACCUUGGAAUAAAUAACAACAUUUUGCAACCUGUAGACUCUAAAAUACAAGAAAUUGAAUAUAUGGAAAACCAUAUCAAUAGCAAAAGAUUAAAUAAUGAUCUUGUAGGAAGUACAGAAAACCUCUUAAAAGAGGACUCAUGCACUGCCUCGUCCAAAAAUUACAAAAACGUCAGCGGAGUUGUGAACUCCUCACCUCGCAGUCACAGUGCGACUAAUGGGAGCAUCCCUUCCUCAUCUACUAAAAAUGAGAAAAAACAGAAGUGUGCUAGCAAGAGCCCAAGCACACAUAAGGACUUAAUGGAAAAUUGUAUUCCUAAUAACCAGCUAAGCAAACCAGAUGCACUGGUAAGGUUGGAACAAGAUAUUAAAAAGUUAAAGGCUGACCUGCAAGCAAGCAGGCAGAUCGAACAGGAGCUUCGUAGUCAGAUCAGUUCUCUGACUAACAUAGAGCGGGGAAUUCGAUCUGAAAUUGGACAACUCCGGCAAGAAAAUGAACUGCUGCAGAACAAAUUACACAAUGCUGUACAAAUGAAACAAAAAGACAAACAAAUGAUCAGCCAGUUGGAGAAGAAACUAAAGGCAGAGCAGGAGGCACGAGCCUUUGUAGAAAAACAAUUAAUGGAAGAAAAGAAAAGAAAGAAGUUGGAAGAAGCAACUGCUGCACGUGCUGUCGCAUUUGCUGCUGCUACAAGAGGAGAAUGUACUGAAACUUUAAGAAAUCGUAUCCGAGAGCUGGAGACAGAGUGCAAGAAGCUUACAAUUGACAUAAAGCUGAAAGAAGAUCAGAUACGAGAACUAGAAAUGAAAGUUCAGGAACUGCGCAAGUACAAGGAAAAUGAGAAGGAUACGGAGGUGUUAAUGUCAGCACUUUCAGCCAUGCAGGAUAAAACACAGCACUUAGAGAACAGCCUGAGUGCAGAGACAAGAAUCAAGCUGGAUCUGUUCUCUGCAUUAGGAGAUGCAAAACGGCAGCUUGAGAUUGCCCAAGGGCAAAUCAUUCAAAAAGAUCAGGAAAUCAAGGACCUAAAACAGAAGAUUGCAGAAGUUAUGGCAGUAAUGCCCAGCAUAACAUACACUGCAGCCACCAGCACUCUGAGUCCUGUUUCCCCACAUUACUCUUCUAAAUUUGUGGAGACCAGCCCUUCUGGACUUGAUCCCAAUGCCUCUGUUUAUCAGCCCUUGAAGAAAUGAAUGCCAAUUUUCUUUUUGCCCAGUAAUUUUGUCAUGCUGAAGGCAUCACACAGGAGUGUCUCUUGCAGUCAAGAUGAAAUUGUAUUGUGUGAGACUGUAUUUGUUGUCAUUUAAAACAGGAUAAAAGAACAUCUGGAUUGACUAGAACUGCCCAUCAGUUUUUCUUGUAAAUUUUUAGAAAACCUCACAGAACUUCGCAAUUUAUUUUCCUUGGCCAAUGCAUUAAAAACAAUUCUUGGUUUUCAAGUAGCCAAUUUUGCCUUUUUAUGUACUCUUGCAUGGUUUCCUCUUGAAAAAUACAGGGCUUUGCUUGAUUUUGAACCCUUUCUUCUUUUUUUUUUUUAAUAAUCAAGUUGAAUUUGCAGAUACAUUCAGAAAUAGUGAGGAAAAACCUUUAAUUUUUACAGUGAAAGGGUUAAAUAAUCUAACAAAGCUUUGAUUUAUAGAUGUAUUAAAUGCAAAUAUGUGAUGUUGCAGAAGAUAAUUUGAUUACCCCUCAAAGGACCAAACAAAUUUCAGGGGCGUUGUUUAAGGGAAAGAAUAAGAGAAUAGAUGAUGAUGUGACGGUGGUUGUUGUAUGAAAUAUUUAUAUUCCCAUUGGUGUUUUUAGUCAUUGAGAAUUGGUAACAGUCUUGUUCACAGUGCCUUGGGAAAAGACAUUUCAAGAGGAAACUUGAUAGUUUAAACUAUUUUUUCCCCCUUCACUGUCAUCUAGCUUAUAUAUCAAGCUCAUUACAGAGUCUACUGCAAAUUGUACAUGGUAAUUUGGAUGUUCAUUAUAAAGUAAGGUUACAUCUUCUGUUUAUUUUGAUAUAAACUCAGCAGUGUUCUGUAACUUGCCUUGAUUAUACUGCAUCGUGGAAGGCACAAUAUUAAUGCAGGAAGCGUUAUUGUGAAGGCGGAACUGUGCAAUGUACUGUAUACAAGAGACUGUAAAGCUGGCUAAUAAAAGCUGCAGUUCUGGGUUUUUUU
Phaethon lepturus (White-tailed tropicbird) is the source of this 2881-nucleotide messenger RNA. It is a transcript of the gene MACO1, whose product is annotated as transmembrane protein 57. NCBI's taxonomy places the organism in Eukaryota, Metazoa, Chordata, Aves, Phaethontiformes, Phaethontidae. Gene Ontology annotation, biological process: neuronal signal transduction. Gene Ontology annotation, cellular component: rough endoplasmic reticulum membrane. The record is from RefSeq and is a predicted model, not a curated record. The annotation marks the transcript as partial. The transcript is spliced from 10 exons.